Messenger RNA from Xenopus laevis (African clawed frog), 4234 nucleotides. It is a transcript of the gene mtmr14.S, whose product is annotated as myotubularin related protein 14 S homeolog. Lineage: Eukaryota; Metazoa; Chordata; Amphibia; Anura; Pipidae. The record is from RefSeq and is a predicted model, not a curated record. The coding region runs from base 139 to 2022 and encodes 627 amino acids. Gene Ontology annotation, molecular function: protein tyrosine phosphatase activity; phosphatidylinositol-3-phosphate phosphatase activity. The transcript has 19 exons.
UGUUUCUCUUACGUCAUUUGCACGCGCCCGUGACAGCUGUCAAAGACGUAAAGAGACGCGCCACGUCCUGUCAGGCAGGUCCCGGGGCUCCGGUUCUCGUGAUGGGUAUUGUACUUUGAUUCGGGCGGUGUCGCCGCCAUGGAGGCUUCAGUCCGUUGGGACGGGCUGUCUGAGCUGCUGGAAGAAUUCUCGAAGGCUCAAUACCGAGCAAAGGACGUGAGCGCGAGGGUGGAGAGAAUCGAGAAGCGCUGUUUGGAACUGUUCAGCAAGGAUUAUCGCUUCAGCAUCAUUCAGAAUGCCAAUGGGGAGCUUUGCAGCCAUUACCCCCGGCAAAUUGUGUUUCUGGAGUAUGAGAGCGCACCGGAAGAUAAAAACAUCAGGUAUGAAAGCACCGUGCAAGUCAGCAAGUUGCAAGAUCUUGUCAACCGCAGCAAGAUGGCGCGAUGUCGGGGACGAUUUGUUUGUCCGGUCAUCCUUUAUAAGGGAAAGCAUAUCUGUAGAUCAGCGACACUGGCUGGGUGGGGGGAGCUGUACGGCCGGACUGGGUAUAACUACAUAUUCUCAGGAGGAUCAGACGACGCUUGGGCGGACACAGAGGCUGCAGAAGAGGAUGCAGCGGCCAGGAAUGGUGAUUCCCAACUCUUUGACAAAGUCAGAGGCCAUGACAUUAAGUUGUUACGAUACCUCUCAGUCAGAUACAUCUGUGACCUGAUGGUUGAGAACAAAAAAGUGAAGUUUGGAUUAAACGUGACCUCAUCCGAGAAAGUGGAUAAAGCUCAGCGUUAUUCAGACUUCACUCUCCUAUCGGUUCCUUAUCCAGGCUGUGAAUUUUUCAAGGAUUACAAGGAUCGGGGCUAUUCUGCAGAAGGUCUUGUUUUCAACUGGAAGCAGGAUUACGUUGAUGCUCCAUUAUAUAUCCCAGUCUCCCUUACAAGGUGCCUGAAUAUUGACUGGAGAGAGUACCAGAGAUGGGAUUUGGUAAAGCAAACGCAGAAUUACCUGAAGCUGCUGAUUCAUAUCCUCAAUGGGGAUGAGCACAGUGGACUGCUAGUUCACUGUAUUUCUGGCUGGGAUCGCACUCCACUCUUCAUAUCACUCUUGCGGCUGUCAUUGUGGGCUGAUGGAGUGGUCCAUAGUAACCUGGAGCCAGCAGAGAUUCUAUACCUUACAGUAGCUUAUGAUUGGUUCCUGUUUGGGCACAUGUUAAAUGACCGGCUCAGUAAGGGUGAAGAGGUAUUCUUCUUCUGCUUCAAUUUUCUGAAGCACAUCACUUCAGAAGAGUUCUCCUCUUCAGGCAGGAAAACACGGCGGAAAAGCUCCCAGCCUCGUGAAUCUGCGUUAACUCUGGAAGAUUUCUGUUUGCUGAAACGCAAGGACCGUGGCAGUGCCAACAGUCUCAGCAGUGACUUCUCCGUUAUCACUGAAGAUUCCCCUGGCUCCUAUGGAAACUUUAACUGUGAACCUGUAGACUUGAUGAGCUUUGGAAAUCAGGGCCAAGCCAUUUGGAAGAAGACCCAUGCCUCCUCUCCGCAGUCUGUGUUUUGGAACCGAGCUCAGUCUUCCGCCGAGGAUCGCCCCCUCCAGCCAGCUGUGAUUGAAGCAAAGUCAUCGAGCUCCUCUUCCUCCAACCACUCAGACCAUUUCCUGAGACCUGGGAGCAGCCCCCUUGAGGUGCCGCAGCGCAGAUCAGCGGACCAUUCCCUGCCCGGAUCUUCCGUCUCAACUGAUUAUGGCAGCUGGCAGAUGGUUUCAGAGGCAGGGAGUAUUCAUGACCAUGGGAUCCUGAGCGCCAGCACCUCUCUUCCCUUCAGCUUUCCGGAUGAGCACCCUAACAAUUACUUACUUCCAACCAUCACUGAGCGGGAGUCUCGAUUAGAGGCCGUGCAAUCCACCUUCCUCGCGGCCUACAAUACCACUAUCGGCUUGAAGUCUGUAUCUCCAAGCCCUUCUGGAGCAAUUGGUGGCCUUCUGGAGCAGUUUGCACGAGGCGUAGGACUGAGAGGCGCCAGCACUAUCGUUUGAAAAGCCACUGGAUUAACAGGGAAUCUACAAGCCAUGCUAAAAGACUCGCCUGGGCCGUUCAGAAGCCAUAAAUCUCAGUUUGAGGUUCUGUCUACCUGGAGAUUUCCACAUUUAUCUGGGUUCUUAUUUUUCCGAAGGUGCUCUGACAUUGGGAAAUGGGUGGGCAAAUGGUUAUAGAGGGUGCACAUAUUACAAGUAAGGAACAACAUUGACAUUACAAUAUCUCUAAGGGCUGUAACAAUAUGGUUCUCAAUGUAAAUCAACCCAGGACCUUCAUCAACAACUAAUACUUAGAUCAAGAGAAAAGGGAAGGCCUCCUAUAGUAAUGUUAUAGUUUGUUAUUGUGUGUUACACAUCUUGGCUCACCCAUUUGUAGACAUCGGUCUUCCCCUCAGAUAUAUGGAUGGAGUUUAGAAUGUGGAUGAAUGAUGGGAUGAUUGAAGUGCCAUCUUGAUGUCAAAGCUCUUCCCAUCUCCAGCAAAGCUCUGAAACCAAGUAUAAGCCCUCCAUAUGUUGUAAAACUGCAGCCCCUUCAGGCAGGGGAGUGCUAGCAGUUGCAGCUCCACAACAGAUGGAGUGCUGUAACUUUCCUAUCCGUGGGGUUUUUUAACUUUCUUAAUGGAGGUUGGUGAGGACCUCAACCAUUUCUAAUACAAUACUUUGCUUCAUUGCUUUGCUUGGGAAAAAAACUAAGGCACACAGUCAUGGCAUAGUAGGCCUCUUGCUUCCACCACCUGUGUGAUACCAAAGACCCAGUUGUCUUCUCUGGAAUGCAAUUGAUGCUGCGACACUGCUGCAUUUUCCAUGUUCCUUUCCUUUAUGUCCUGGUGAUCUUCCCAACAGUAACACAAUUUCUGUCUAAUCAACUUCUGUCCUGCUUGUUGUGUGAAAUAACUUGGAGAACUCCUUACAAGCUUUCUAUAAGGACAGUCAAUCAAUAUACUAUUAUGAUACUACUGCAGCCGUAGCAAUCUAAAUAUAUUCGUUUUAUAUUUCCCCUUUUGUAUUGAUUGCUGCUAAGCCAUAGUCCAGUAAGACCGCAUUUAGGUGAAGACCUGUACAACCAACCAAGUUGGGGUGGAUAUGGGGUAGGGGUGGAUAUAGUUAUUGAUAUACUUUCCUUAAAUGAUUUUUAUUGAACAGAGAGCUAUACCAAGCUGAUGAUUAAAGUGAUCAACCCCAGAGAACACCAGAAAUAAUAAAUAAAAUUAUAACCAUUAUCACUUUUUCAGCUGCUGCUGAAGUUCAGUGCCAGGCGGCAUCCGGCCAGCUGUAGAAUGGACUGAGCAGUUGUUAAGAGUUUAAGGUGGUGUUGUGCCGAGUAUAUUCAGUUUGGGGUCUGUACUCUGUGCAACACUCCUCUAAUUGGUCAGACCUCAAAGACCAAGUAGAGAAGGCAUAAGUCUCUUCAUGGCUUCAACUAAAUAUACCUACUUAAGCAAUGAAUGUAAGAAGCCUACCUGUUUCUGACACCACCACCCUACAUUUCUUUUCUUCUCUCUGGUUUCUGCCAGCUUUACUACUCUGGUACUUAGUUCCUUUUCCUCCCUUCUCUCUUCCUCAAUUGCUUGCUCUCUUCUUCCUUCCUCUCUUUCUCCUGCACUUGCCUGUCCUCUUUUUUUUCCUUAUGUCUUCUUUACAUGCCUGCCCACUUCUUCCUUUUUUCUCUUUCACAUGCCUGCCCUCACCUUCCUUUCUUCUCUCUCCUUCACUUGUCUGCCCACUUCUUCCUUUCUUCUUCCUUACACAUGCCUGUACUCUCCUUUCUCUCUUCUCUCUCCUUUACUUGUUUGCCCACUUUUUCUUUCCUUCUCUCUCCUUCACAUGCCUGCCCUCGUCUUUCUCUCUUCUCUCUCCUUUACUUGUUUGCCCACUUUUUCUUCCCUUCUCUCUCCUUUACAUGCCUGCCCUCGUCUUUGCAGCAGCUGCUGAAGAUCAGCGCCAGGAGGCAUCCGGCCAGCAAUAGAAUGGACUGAGCAGUUGUUAAGUGUGUAAGAAGCUGUUGCACCAAGUAUACUGUAUUUAGUUUGCCAAUUGCUUUGAACAACUGUAGUUCAACAAUUUGGGGACUGCAUGCUGUGCAACACUCCUCUAUUUUUUCAGACCUCAAAGGCUGUCUCUUCAUGGCUGUGUCAAACACUUCAAUUAAAUAAACCUACUUAAACAAUAAUUGUAAGAAACCUACCUGCUUCUUACACCCACCACCCUUCUU